Messenger RNA from Periconia digitata, 1158 nucleotides. The record is from the annotation of a GenBank genome assembly. NCBI's taxonomy places the organism in Eukaryota, Fungi, Ascomycota, Dothideomycetes, Pleosporales, Periconiaceae.
CACAAGGACAGUCGGUCGGGCAUCCGUGUGGAAGACGCCUGAUGCCCGUUACAGACGAGGAUGCCGCCAUCCAGGCCAUCGCGACUCUAGAGAAUCUAUCUACCAAACAGACCGAAGCUCUCCAAGCCGUCAACACAAUCCUCCAAAGCGACGAUCCCUUUGUCGAUGUUCACCAACUCUUCAAACAUUACAACGUCUUGUAUUUUCGGGGGAUCCUCCUCCCUCGCGUCGAGCUGCUAUGGUCCCCACGGUUGACCCUUUGCGCCGGGAUUUGCGAACUAUCAAAAGACCCGGUAACCGGGACAUUCACCCGCAUCCGCCUCAAACUGAGCUCAUCACUGUUACAAUACCGGCCCCGCAGCGAUACAAUCAACACGCUCCUCCAUGAAGCCAUCCACGCCUACUUCUUCAUAACCACAUCCUGGCACCACUCCCGCGGCGAUGAUGGAACCGGCCACGGCGCAGGCUUCCAAUUCCUCGCCGACGCCAUCAACAACCACGGCCGCUACGCCAUCACAAUCUUCCACACGUUCCACGACGAAGUCGACAGCUUCCGCACCCAUGUCUGGAAAUGCAAUGGCACUUGCCAAAAUCGACCGCCGUAUUUCGGGGUCGUGAAGAGGAGUAUGAAUCGUGCGCCUGGGAAGUCGGAUCCGUGGUGGGCGGACCACGAGAGGGAGUGUGGGGGUACGUAUGUAAAGGUUUCGGAGCCCGAGGUGACGAAGAAGCAGAGGGAUGCUAUGAGUUUGAAGAAGAGGGCGGGCUUGCAGAAGAAUAAGCUUGAUGGUUGGGUUAAGGUGGGUGCUGGUGCGGGGAAAGGGUCAGUAGAGGAGGGUAAUAUUUCCUCUUCUUCCGUGGUUUCAAGUGGCAAGCGUGGAGCUGCAGUUGUGAUUGCAGAAGAUGACACCCCAGAUCGUAAACGGCGUAGAAGAGCGCCGGGGGAUGAUGGAAGCCCGGGAAAGCCUGCUGAGAAGAAGAUGAUGGUGGAUUGUCCGAUAUGCUACCAGCGCGUUCCAGAGUUAGAUAUCAAUGAACAUUUAGACGUGGCUCACCACGUACAGUAAUAUACUCUAUCCUAUCGACACUCGAAACCUUCCACAAUGUCUCCAAUCAAUAUAAUACAUUUCAGUAUACAAUACGUCCCAACUAACCUACCAC